Molecule: messenger RNA, 1676 nt
Organism: Talpa occidentalis (Iberian mole)
Lineage: Eukaryota; Metazoa; Chordata; Mammalia; Eulipotyphla; Talpidae
Gene: MUC20
Product: mucin 20, cell surface associated
Exons: 4
Coding region: 1-1551 (516 amino acids)
Biological process (GO): hepatocyte growth factor receptor signaling pathway
Source: RefSeq, a predicted model, not a curated record
AUGGGCUCUCUCUGGGGCCUAGCUCUGCCCCUUUUCUUCUUCUUCUGGGUGCCUGGGGCCCCCAAGAGCUUUGCAGGCCAUAGGACCAAGCAACCAAGCCCUUUGGUGACAGUGAACCACAUAGAGGUGCUUGCUGUGACGCCAGGGAUUGGCACCAGCUCAGAGGGAGACUUCCAGACCACUGACCUCACUGAGAUCUCGUCACCAAGACUCACCCCUUUGGAAACUCAAACCAUAAGCACCCGGAUGUCUGUUAGGAACUUAAUCCUAGCAGGUACAUUUUCAGAAGCAAAGACCAGGGACCCCAAAACCAUUUUUCCUGCAAUAGAAACCAAGGCCCUCACAAAAAUAACACCUUCCAAAUUCAAGGUUGUGAUCCCCACUUCUAUGGCAACAUCAGUCACAAGUGGCACAGGAACAGCAAUGACCACAGUUGAGAUGGUCAAAGGCAGCCAUCUGUCAGAAGAUGUCUUUGACAUCCUUUGCACUGAUGACAGCUCUGAAGAGGUAAAGAGGAUCACUACUGAUGUCUUGACAUUGGCUUACACCUCGGCAGAAACGGAGACCCUACCCUGGAAGAGCAGCCCCUACCCUGAGAGCACAGCUCCAGCCAUUCCCACCUCCCAAGCCCUGGCACCUGACACCACUGCCCCAGCUAAAGCCUUGAUUGCCUAUAACAUCACCGACACCAAGGUUAUCAAUUGCAGCAUUAUAGAGAUAGAAACAACUGCGAUCCCUGAGACUUCAGACACAGAUCACAGCCCUGAAGAAAAAGGAAAGACCCCAUCCACCCCUGAGACUUUUGCAAUGUCUGAUUCCACUGAAGUAAAAUCAUACCGCACCAGAACCACAGCCACUGUGAAACAUUCGUCAAUAGACAGCACCACAGAGUCAGCCGCAUCUGACACCACAGUCGAGACUCCACUCACUGCCAACAGCACCACAGAAAGAGAAACAACAGCAGCCAAGACCAUCACACCCAGUGGAACUUUGAUGACAGGCAGCAUGAACCUGGAAGAAACCUCAGGCCCCUCUGUUGAGACAACAAGCCACAGCAAGUUCUCAAUAUCCACAGAGGCCGGGUCAGCUUCCCCUGUGGAGUCCUCAGCUACAGUCUACAGCCCCUCCAAAGUAGCCACCAUCAAGAACUCCACCCCCUCCCAGACUUCUACCACAGAUAGCACCACCGCUGGACUCUCCCCCAGCACAAGGAGCCCUGGUCCUUAUGUCUACCUGACUACCAUCAAAGGCAGCCAAGAAACAAACAGCACCUUAGCCAAGACCAGAGGCUCAGAGGGGACCUCAAAGACAGACACCAUGGCUCCGGGGAAGACCCCAGCAAUCCUACCUACCAGUGCUUGGAUGAGGUGCACCACAGAUGUUACUGCAAGGGAUGAUGGAGGCAUCCUCCUCCUGCGGCUGAAUGUGGCCUCCCCAGAAGACCUCACUGACCCCCAAGUGGCAGAGAGGCUGAUGCAGCAGCUCCUUCGCGAACUGUACUCCCAUGUGCCUCCCACCCAAGUCUCCCUGCUGCGUGUCAGAAGGGACUAGAGCACCUCAGCAGCAGUCAGGCAUGGCCUGUGCAGAAAGGGGCAGUGCUGCCUAUGGCUUGGGCCCCCACCACAACUGGAGCUUCGUGACUGCAGGAAAAUGUCCCUGGAGGUUUCCCACAGAGG